GAGACAGGAGCAGUUCCAGACAAACCCCGACAGCUACAACGGAGCUGUGCGAGAGAACUACUCCUGGUCCCAAGACUACAGUGAUCUGGAGAUUAAAGUGCCCGUGCCCAAGCACAUUGUGAAAGGCAGACAGGUGUCUGUGGAUAUCAGCAGCAGCACGAUUCGUGUAGCAGUGCUGGAGGGGAGCAGCCCGCACGUCCUCAUGGAAGGGAAACUCACCCACAAGAUCAAUACGGAGAGUUCCCUCUGGAGCCUGGAGCCAGGGAAGUGUGUUUUGAUCAACCUGAACAAGGGGGACGAGUACUGGUGGAACGCCAUCCUGGAGGGCGAGGAGCAGAUUGACAUCGACAAGAUCAACAAGGAGCGCUCCAUGGCCACGGUG
This is a messenger RNA of Nestor notabilis (Kea), 382 nucleotides long. It is a transcript of the gene NUDCD3, whose product is annotated as NudC domain containing 3. NCBI's taxonomy places the organism in Eukaryota, Metazoa, Chordata, Aves, Psittaciformes, Psittacidae. The record is from RefSeq and is a predicted model, not a curated record. Gene Ontology annotation, cellular component: cytoplasm. The transcript is spliced from 3 exons. Gene Ontology annotation, biological process: protein folding. The annotation marks the transcript as partial.